UUUAAACUUAAUCAAAAUAAUAUAAGAUAUAGAAUAACUUAAUAAACUUUUUAUUUUGUUCAUACAUGUUAUGACUUAAGUUAAUUUUUUCAAUAUUAUCUAAAAAUUUGUAUAAUCCAACUCAUAUCUUUUUUUUUUUUUUUGGAGAAAUAAUCCAACUCAUAUCUAAGUGCACUCCCUAGCCAUAUUGUAUACUUAAUUGAAAUAAUGUAAUAUGUAGUAAAUUAAUAUACUUCUCUUUUGUUGUUGUUUUAUAUACGUUAUUAUUGAAGUAGGUGGAAAGCGCCAAAGUUGACUACUUUUUGUUGGGAUGAGUUGAUUAGUUGCUGGACUUCAUAGAUGUGCAGAAAGAAAUUGCUCAACUGCCAAGGAGAUAUUCUCAUCAAUAACCCUAAAAACUAGAUCUGGCGGCUGACUUGUUUUUCUUUUGGUGAAGAGAGAGUAAGUUGUAGAGAAUGGCUGAGGCAAUUGUUUCCUUUGUGCUCCAAAGGGUCGGAGACUUCACCACUCAGGAAGCAAAGUUCUUGUCUGGAGUCAGCCAUCAAGUUGAGGUUUCACAAACUGAGCUACAGUUGAUGCAGAGAUUCUUGAAAGAUGCAGAUGCAAGACAAGGAGAAGAUGCAAGAGUCCAGAUUUGGGUUGCCAAGAUUAGAGAUGCUGCCUAUGAUUUGGAAGAUGUUAUUGAAACUUAUGGCUUGAAAGUGGCUUCCAAGAAGAAAACAGGUAUGAAGAAUGUUCUUAAAAGAUUUGCCUGCAUCUUCAAGGAACGGGUUGAUCUUCGCAAGAUUGGGGCAGAAAUUGAGAACAUUAUUGCUAAAAUUUCUAAUUUGAGGAUGAGUUUGCAAAGCUAUAACAUUGUAAGGGAAACAAGAGAGAUUGGAGGUGCAUCUUCUUUGCAAUCAUUUGAGAGACAACAACAACUAAGGCGAACUUAUUCUCAUGUUAUUGAACGUGAUGUUGUUGGGAUAGAAGACAACGUAAAGGAAAUAGUCACACAUUUGGUGAAGGAAGAAAGUUGCCUCCGAGUUGUUUCUAUUUGGGGUAUGGGUGGUGCAGGGAAAACCACACUUGCAAAACAAAUUUAUCAUCACAAAGAGGUUAGGUGUCAUUUCAAUAGCUUUGCUUGGGUGUGUAUAUCUCAACAGUGUCAAGUAAGAGAUGUUUGGGAAGGCAUUUUAAUUAAACUCAUUUCUGCCACCAAGGAACAAAGAGAAGAAAUUGCAAAAAUGAGGGACUAUGAAAUAGCCAAGAAGCUUUUUCGCGUCCAGCAAGGAAAGAGAUGCUUGGUUAUACUUGAUGACAUUUGGAGCAUUGAGACAUUUAACUCUUUGAAAGCUGCAUUUCCAUUAACAUGUGAGGAAACACAAAGCAGAAUUUUACUUACAACACGCAAUGAAGCAGUGGCUUUGCAUGCUGAUAGAAAUGGUUUUCUCCACCAACCCCAGGCACUAAAUGAAAUCAAAAGUUGGGAACUAUUUGAGAAGAUAGCAUUACUUGGAAGGGUUGAUAAAGAUUCUGGAGUUUACAUAAAGAUGAAAGAACUCGGAAUGGAGAUGCUUCGGCAUUGUGCAGGUUUGCCAUUAGCCAUCACUGUUCUUGCCGGAGUUCUAGCAAGAAAAAACACUGUUAACGAGUGGAUUACAGUGCAUGCAAAUGUUUAUGUAUACAUAAGGAGAGGCAUAGGUCCUGAAGAAGAAUAUGCAGGUGCUUCAUGGGUAUUGGCAUUGAGUUAUGAUGACUUACCUUAUCACUUAAAACCAUGCCUAUUGUAUUUAGGCCAUUUUCCUGAAGAUUUUGAGAUUCCGGUGAAAAGAUUGACCCAAUUAUGGAUGGCAGAAGGUCUCGUCUCACUGACACAAGGACAAGGUUUAGGGGAAGCAAUGGAGGAUAUAGCGUACCAUUGCUUAAGUGAGUUGAUGAUAAGGUGUGUGGUUCAAGUUGGAGAAACGGGUUCAAUUGGUACGAUUAAAACUUGUCGAAUCCAUGAUCUUGUAAGAGACUUGUGUUUGUCAAAGGCAGAAGAGGAGAACUUUCUCCAAGUUGUGAAUUCUUCGCAGAGAAACGAGGCAAUCAGUCCUUUUUCUUCUUCUAUGGUAACCAAGGCAGCACCAUUGGGGAAAGUUCGAAGACUUGCCAUCUACUUGAAUGAGAAUGCUGAUAAGUUGGUUCCAUCAAGAUAUGAGAAAGAUGACCACCUUAGAUCUCUCUUAUACUUUGGCUUAAAAGAAUGGAGGAGACAAUGUAAAAGAUUGAUACUUACCAUGUUUAAGGAUUUCAAAUUACUUAGAGUUUUGAAGGUUGAAGGUAUGAACAGAGAAGCAGAGUUGCCAAGUGAAAUUGGAAAUAUGGUCCACUUAAGGUUUUUAAGCCUGAGGGGAAGUAAUAUAAAACGGAUUCCUGCAUCUCUGGGUAACUUGAUAUGCUUGCAAACUCUAGAUCUUCGAGUUGAAGAUAGUUGGCUGUUCAUCCCAAAUGUCAUAUGGAAGAUGAAACACAUAAGACAUUUAUAUUUGCCCUUUUUUUACCGGCUUCGACUAAGCGGUAAACUGAAAAUUUCUACGCUUCACAAUUUACAGACAUUAUAUCCUGUUUCAAGCUCCAAUUGUGAUUUGAAUGAUCUUACUGGUCUAACAAAUCUUAGAAAACUGAGUAUAACGCUGUCAAGCCCCUUAGAAAAUCUGGAGGAAAUCUUGAAAUCUACUGGCAGCACGCUUAACCAUAUACGGUCUCUAUUUGUGUACACAGAUUUGGCAGUCACUGGUUCUACAGAGCAAGUUACGCAAAUAGUAUCAAGUUGUCGUCAUAUAUACAAACUGAAGCUGGAAGGGCCAACCGCAGAAUUACCGAGAGAGCUCCAUUGCUUUCCCAACCUCACCAAGUUAACACUGCGUCGCUUCUUUCUCAAGGACGACCAAAUGGGAAUUAUAGAGAAGCUGCCAAACCUAACAACUCUGAGGCUUGAACAAAACACUUUCAACGAGGAUGCAAAGAUAUUGGUUUUUUCCAAAGGAGGCUUUCCUCAUCUUCAAUUUCUUUCACUUUUUCACAUGUCUGAAGUAAAAGAGUGGAGGGUGCAGGAAGGAGCCAUGCCUAGUCUCCGCCGACUGAGCAUUAAAUAUUGCAACGGAUUGACGACAAUUGUAGAUGGGCUGAGAUAUCUUACUACCCUCAGGGAAUUAAGCAUUGAAGGGAUGUCAAGUACAUUCCAGAGUAAGCUUAAGGCAGGAGGAGAGGAUUUCCAUAAAAUUCAACAUGUGACUUCCCUUGUAUUUGGGUAACCCCAUGGCCCGCCCACUGCAUCUUCCAUGGAAAGGUUAAUUCUGGUGUUUUUUGUUUAGCAUUUUGUCAAUGUUACAUAUAUGGGCUUUAAUAUGUUGAAUGAAAUGAUCCAGGUUUGUAGAUGCUCUGUGUGUUGGUGUUGAUCUUCUAAAUGGAAUGAGUACUGAGUAUGCAUUAUCCUACUGUACUAGCAGCUGGGACUUGCAUGACAUGGGGAAAAUAUAGAUUUGCAGAUCAAGCUGAUGAUCAAGCAAAUUGUUCAAGAGAAGAAAGGAAAGGUUGACAGGUUGAAUUGUGCAAGACAUGUGAUGUGAAAUGGAAUCAGCUGAGUUUGUCUGAUGGUUACUUGGAGUUCAAAUGGAAAUCUACGUUUUAUGGCGUAUUCAAUGUUUUGUGAAAAUUGAAAUUUUUUGGGUCAAUGUUUGCCUGAAAUGAUUCGAUUGUUUGGUGUAUAUAUACAGCAUUCUUUUUGUGGCAAUUUAGAGUUGUUUUUUUUGGGUCAAAGUGUUUCCCCUGUAUUUUGGAGGGAAUGUGUUGAUGCAAAUUUGAUUGUAAUCAUGAAGCUGUAAAAGCAGAGGCCUUCGGCUUUUUUUGUUUGCUUGUAUGUGAUUAUUUACAUAAUGGUCUAGCAGGAUAUUCUUAUAUCUACUUCUUUGACAAAUUAGUGGAUACAUCUUAAACCUUUUCA
Molecule: messenger RNA, 3967 nt
Organism: Prunus persica (peach)
Lineage: Eukaryota; Viridiplantae; Streptophyta; Magnoliopsida; Rosales; Rosaceae
Product: putative disease resistance protein At1g50180
Exons: 2
Coding region: 456-3278 (940 amino acids)
Biological process (GO): defense response to other organism
Molecular function (GO): ADP binding
Source: RefSeq, a predicted model, not a curated record